Molecule: messenger RNA, 4569 nt
Organism: Lottia gigantea (owl limpet)
Lineage: Eukaryota; Metazoa; Mollusca; Gastropoda; Lottiidae
Exons: 30
Biological process (GO): rRNA processing; ribosomal large subunit assembly
Cellular component (GO): preribosome, large subunit precursor
Molecular function (GO): ATP binding; ATP hydrolysis activity
Source: RefSeq, a predicted model, not a curated record
GAAAAUCUACGUAGUUUAGCGUUGGCUGUAGCAUCAGGUAACCCAGUUCUACUACAAGGAGCAGUUGGUAGUGGUAAAACAUCAAUAGUAGAACAUCUAGCACAUCUUACAGGCCGACACGCCUCACCUCAAAUAAUGAAAAUACAACUAGGUGAUCAAACUGACAGUAAGGCUUUAUUAGGUAUAUAUAGAUGUACAGAAAUACCAGGAGAGUUUGUAUGGCAGCCAGGCAUAUUGACACAAGCUGUAUUAGAAGGUUACUGGGUGUUAUUAGAAGAUAUUGACUAUGCUCCAAUGGAUGUUGUUAUAUUGAGUAAAUAUCCAGUAUUAGAGUCUAUUGUUAAUAGAAUAUUAGAUGUAUAUUUUCUACUAUCAGCUGGUAAACAUGAUGUAGAUAUAGCUACAGAUAGUCUUGAGAUAGAUACCAGUGGUAAAUUUCUUACAUUAGAUGGUAGAUUAAUAUCUACAAGAGAUUUAAUGUCCUGGUGUAGUAGAAUUAGUAAAGAUUUUGACGUCAAGUCUACCAAUAUAGCUAGUCGUGUUUACCAGGAAGCUUGUGAUUGUUUUGUUAGUUGUCUAUCUAAACCUGAUAAACGUCUAGCUGUAGCUGAGGCCAUUGGUGCCAAACUCAAUAUCACCAAGGAUCAGGCUGAGUAUUAUUGUAAUAGAUAUAAACCAGAGAUUAAUAUAACAUCAGAGAAUAUAACAGUUGGACGAGUUACCUUACCUAAACAUCACUCUUCACAUACGUUGUUAACAAGAUCUUAUUCUACAUUCUCGUUUACCCGACAAUGUGUGUCUCUACUGGAGAAAGUUGGUGUAUGUAUUGUAAGAAAUGAACCAGUGUUGUUAGUUGGUGAAACUGGUACUGGUAAAACAUCAUCUGUACAAUUUCUUUCUCGACAGCUAGGUCAUAAAUUACAUGUAGUAAAUAUGAAUCAACAGAGUGACAGUACAGAUUUAUUAGGAGGAUUCAAACCAGUAGAUAUAAAGUUCCUGAUUAUGCCAUUCAGAGAAGAAUUUGAGAUGUUGUUCUGUAAAUCAUUCUCUAGAAAACAGAAUGCUAAGUUUCUUGGGCAUGUGCAGGAUUGUUUUUCAAGAAGGAAAUGGACUGAUUUAUUGAAACUAAUAGAACAUACAGCAAAUCGUGCUGUAACUAAAUUUGAAAAUGAUAAUGAUAUUCUUUCCCAGUGGAAGGUUAUUGAAAGACGUCAAAAACAACUGAAAAUACAGAUAAAGGAAACAGAAAAUGUCUUGGCAUUCUCCUUUAUUGAGGGAACGUUAGUAAAGGCUAUAAAAGAAGGAGAUUGGGUGUUGUUAGACGAGAUUAAUUUGGCAUCUGCCGAGACUUUGGAAUGUCUGUGUGGUUUGUUAGAGAGUAGAAAUGGUUCCAUUAUUCUGACUGAGAGAGGUGAUAUAGAGCCUAUCAUUCGCCAUGAGAAUUUCCGACUGUUUGCCUGUAUGAAUCCAGCUACAGAUGUUGGUAAAAAAGAUUUGACACCUGGUAUUAGAAAUAGAUUUACUGAGUUUUAUGUAGAGGAAUUAACAGAUAAGAAUGAUUUACGAAUAUUAACCAGUGACUAUUUAUCAGGACUGGCAUUAACAGCUAAUCAUAUCAGUGGUAUAGUUAAAUUCUAUAGUACAGUACGGAAUACAGCUGAUAGGUCUUUAGUUGAUGGUACUGGUCAUAAACCACAUUAUAGUUUAAGAACACUAUGUAGAGCUUUAAGAUAUGCUGCUAGUAAUCCUUGUGGACAAUCUUCUAGAUCAUUAUAUGAGGGAUUCUGUUUAAGUUUUUUAACUCAGUUAGAUAGAAUAUCUCAUCCUAUAGUAGAACAGUUAGUCUGUAAACAUGUGAUUGGUAAUUCUAAUUUAAAAUCCAUGUUGAAUCAUAGUUUACAGUGUCCUAGUGGUGGUAGGUACCUACAAUUUGAGGGAUACUGGAUAUCACAAGGCAGUCUGGAACCUAUUGUACCUGAUGGUUAUAUACUGACACCCUCCGUGAGAGCUAAUCUUAAAGAUUUGGCUAGAAUUGUUUCUGCUGGUGAACAUCCAGUCUUAUUACAAGGUGAAACAUCAGUAGGUAAAACUAGUUUAAUAACCUGGUUAGCCAAGUCUACUGGUAAUGUUUGUGUUCGUGUCAAUAACCAUGAACAUACAGAUCUCCAGGAAUAUGUUGGUUGCUAUGCAGCUGAUGAAUCGGGUAAACUUAUCUUUAAAGAAGGUGUACUAGUGGAAGCCAUGCGUAAAGGACAUUGGAUCAUACUAGAUGAAUUAAAUUUAGCUCCAUCAGAUGUAUUAGAGGCUUUAAACAGAUUAUUAGACGAUAAUCGCGAGUUAUUUAUACCUGAAACACAAGUCACAGUUAAAGCUCAUCCUAAAUUUAUGUUGUUUGCUACCCAGAAUCCUGCUGGACAAUAUGGUGGAAGAAAGAUUUUGUCCAGAGCUUUCAGGAAUCGUUUUAUUGAGCUACAUUUUGAUGAGAUACCAAGUGGAGAGUUAGAGACAAUAUUACAUCUGAGAUGUUCUAUACCUCAAUCUUAUUCUAAACGACUAGUAGCUGUCAUGUUAGAUUUACAGACUAGAAGACGUAGUUCUGGAGUAUUUGCUGGUAAACAAGGCUUUAUGACAUUGAGAGAUUUAUUUCGCUGGGCUGAGAGAUAUAAUACACCAGAUGAUGUACCUACUAAUAGAUAUUAUGAUUGGGAUCAACAUCUAGCUGACCAUGAUGAAUGCCAGGUUAUCCAGGAUGUUUUAUCUAAACAUUUUAAACGUAAAGUGAAUCCAGAUAGACUGUUCAACCUAAACACAGAAACAUCAUCUACUACCUCGUCCUUGUUAGAUACAGCUCUCAACCAAUCAUUGACAGGCUUUCAACACAUAGUCUGGACAUAUAGUAUGCGUAGAUUAGCUGUUCUGAUUGGUCAAGCUUUGAAAUUUAAGGAACCUGUACUACUAGUUGGUGAAACUGGUUGUGGUAAAACUACAAUAUGUCAACUGUAUGCUGAGUUGAAAGAUCAUCCAUUAUAUAGUGUUAACUGCCAUCUACAUACAGAGAGUGCUGAUUUUCUCGGUGGUUUACGACCUGUUAGAACUCAUUCUUUAGAUGAUGACAGCCAAGAUAAACUGUUUGAAUGGGUAGAUGGUCCACUAGUACAAGCUAUGAAAAAGUCGGCCAUGUUUUUGAUAGAUGAGAUAUCACUAGCUGAUGAUUCAGUAUUAGAAAGACUAAACAGUGUAUUAGAACCCGAAAGAAGGUUGUUAUUAGCGGAAAAAGGAGGAGGAGAUGGGUAUCAGAAUGAAUCUGAAGAAAUUACAGCCGGUGAUGAUUUCAGAGUCUUUGCUACCAUGAACCCUGGCGGAGAUUUUGGCAAAAAGGAGCUAUCCCCAGCAUUAAGAAAUAGAUUUACUGAGAUCUGGUGUCCACCAUGUAUUAUACGAGAUGAUAUGAUUUCAAUAAUAGAACAUAAUCUAGAACAUGGUAUCUAUCUCUCUAAUCAACAAGACAAUACGUCUGGUAUAGGACCAGCUAUCAUGGACUUUAUACAUUGGUUUAGUAAUAAUGAAAUUGGAAAAAGAUGUACAGUGAGUAUAAGAGAUAUAUUAAGUUGGGUAAACUUUAUUAAUAUAUGUUCUAUAAAAGAUAAUGAUAUAAGUGACAGUGGAUAUUUACCAAUACCUAUAUCAUAUAUACAUGGUGCUUCUCUUGUCUUUCUGGAUAGUCUCGGCUCAGGUGAGUGUAGUGGAGGUGAAUUUAGUCCUACAGUAGCUAAAGAAACAUGUAUAGAAUAUUUGAUACAGCAGAUUAAACAGUUGACUAAUACAGUUUAUACAGUAGAUGAUCUAGGUUUCUCUCAUAAACAAUUAGAUAUUAUACAGACAGAUACCACUUUUACUAUUCCACCAUUUACUAUAACUAAAGGUAGUGAAUAUGAGAAAUAUGCACUAAAAGCUCCUACCACUAGUUUAAAUGCUUUACGUAUAUUACGAGGUUUACAGCUGUCUAGACCUUUAUUACUGGAGGGGUCACCUGGUGUUGGUAAAACUAGUCUUGUUACAGCUAUAGCUAGACAUACUGGUAGACAGCUAGUUAGGAUUAAUCUCUCCGAACAAACAGAUGUUACAGAUUUAUUUGGUGCUGACCUACCAGUAGAAGGAGAGAAAGGUGGUACGUUUGCCUGGAGAGAUGGUCCAUUAUUACAGGCUUUAAAAUCUGGACAUUGGGUAGUACUAGAUGAGUUAAAUUUAGCCUCUCAGUCUGUACUGGAAGGGUUGAAUGCCUGUUUAGAUCACCGAGGGGAGGUGUAUAUACCAGAACUUAGUAAAACAUUUCAUAUUAAACAAGAUGAAACGAGAAUAUUUGGUUGUCAGAAUCCAUUACAUCAAGGUGGAGGUAGAAAAGGUCUACCUAGAUCAUUUCUCAACAGAUUUACACAGGUGUAUGUAGAACCAUUAGAAAGAGAAGAUUUAUUAUUUAUAUCACAGUCUAUGUAUCCUACAAUAUCAACAGUAUUACUGUCUCAAAUGGUCAACUUUAAUAUGACAGUAAGUAGACAUUCAUUGUAUUGA